AUGGCUGGCCUGAGACUUCGGGGGCUGGCAUCCUCCAAACUUUAUCAACGCCGGCAGGAUCGGCUAAGUGGCACGGGUAAUAUGUCUGAUGCUCUCGCAAAUGCAGUAUGUGAACGCUGCCAGACUCGAUUUGAUCCUGCAGAGAGGAUUGUGAACAGCAAUGGGGAGCUCUAUCAUGAAAACUGCUUUGUCUGUGCUCAGUGUUUUCGUCAGUUCCCAGAUGGGCUUUUUUAUGAGUUUGAAGGUCGGAAGUACUGUGAGCAUGACUUUCAGAUGCUGUUUGCUCCUUGCUGCGGGGAAUGUGGUGAGUUCAUUAUUGGGCGCGUUAUCAAGGCAAUGAACAAUAACUGGCACCCAGAAUGUUUCCGCUGUGAGCUCUGUGAUGUAGCACUUGCUGACCUGGGUUUUGUGAAGAAUGCUGGCAGGCAUCUGUGCAGGCCAUGCCAUAACCGUGAAAAAGCUAAGGGACUGGGCAAGUACAUCUGUCAGAAGUGCCACUUGAUAAUUGAUGAGCAGCCUCUGAUGUUUAGGAAUGAUUCCUACCAUCCGGAUCACUUCAACUGCACCCACUGUGGGAAAGAGCUGACUGCUGAGGCCCGGGAACUGAAGGGAGAACUGUAUUGCCUGCCCUGUCAUGACAAGAUGGGAAUCCCCAUUUGUGGAGCCUGCCGCAGGCCCAUUGAGGGACGAGUGGUCAAUGCUCUGGGAAAGCAAUGGCAUGUUGAGCAUUUUGUUUGUGCCAAAUGUGAGAAACCAUUCUUGGGUCACCGACAUUAUGAGAAAAAAGGACUGGCUUAUUGUGAAACUCACUAUAACCAGCUCUUUGGAGAUGUCUGCUACAACUGCAGCCACGUGAUAGAGGGAGAUGUUGUAUCAGCUCUUAACAAGGCCUGGUGUGUGAACUGCUUUUCCUGCUCCACCUGCAACAUCAAGCUUACACUGAAGAAUAAGUUUGUGGAGUUUGACAUGAAGCCUGUAUGCAAGAAGUGCUAUGAGAAAUUCCCUCUGGAGCUGAAAAAACGCCUGAAGAAGUUGUCAGAGCUGGCAUCCAAGAAGGCACAUCCCAAAGCUCUGGAUUUAAACUCUGCUUAAACAGGUCUGUCAGUCUACUGACUGCACUCUUAGAGUUAUAAGCUGCUUGCAGCAGCUGUUGGUUACAGAGGCAAUUACUAAGAACAAGUGAAACCAAAGAUAAGUAUUACCUUCCCCUGCUUUUCAUAAUGCAGCUUGCAUCUUAACUAUCCCUUUGCUCAAGCAGUUGUCUAUUAACACUGGCAGAAAGAAGAAUAUUUCUGCUUGAGCAGUUUACAGGCUGGUUAUUAAUUUGCUAAUAACAACUUAAUCUGCCUUUGUGGAA
Messenger RNA from Cariama cristata (Red-legged seriema), 1357 nucleotides. RefSeq names its product LIM and senescent cell antigen-like domains 2 (gene LIMS2). NCBI's taxonomy places the organism in Eukaryota, Metazoa, Chordata, Aves, Cariamiformes, Cariamidae. The record is from RefSeq and is a predicted model, not a curated record. The transcript is spliced from 10 exons. Gene Ontology annotation, cellular component: cell-cell junction; focal adhesion; cytoplasm. Gene Ontology annotation, biological process: positive regulation of integrin-mediated signaling pathway; positive regulation of substrate adhesion-dependent cell spreading; cell-cell junction organization. Bases 1 to 1092 code for a protein of 363 amino acids.